Zerene cesonia (dogface butterfly) is the source of this 1352-nucleotide messenger RNA. It is a transcript of the gene tex, whose product is annotated as THO complex subunit 3. The record is from RefSeq and is a predicted model, not a curated record. Gene Ontology annotation, molecular function: protein binding. The transcript is spliced from 7 exons. Gene Ontology annotation, biological process: mRNA export from nucleus. Gene Ontology annotation, cellular component: THO complex part of transcription export complex. The coding region runs from base 84 to 1073 and encodes 329 amino acids. NCBI's taxonomy places the organism in Eukaryota, Metazoa, Arthropoda, Insecta, Lepidoptera, Pieridae.
UAAUCUGUGUCUGUCAUUUGUGGGGGAAAUUAAGUGAGGUUAUGUUUAGGUUUGUUUACUAACAGUGACCCUAAAAAAUAAUUAUGAAAGAAUCGAAGGUGCAAGGCCAAACUCCGAUAGAGGAUUUGAAAGAGCUACGUAACUAUUUCGCUACACAUAAUGUUACCAGGGAGUAUAUAGCGCAUACUUCAAAAGUACAUUCCGUUGGUUGGUCUUGUGAUGGAAGGCGAUUAGCUUCAGGCUCUUUUGAUAAAACAGUUGUUAUUUUUAAUUUGGAACGAAGUAGACUAGUACAAGACUUUGUGUUCCGUGGCCAUACAGGCUCAGUGGACCAACUGUGCUGGCACGCCUCACAUCCUGAUCUACUCAGUACAGCUAGUGGAGACAAAUCUGUUAGAAUAUGGGAUGCUCGAUCCCACAAAUGUGCAGCGGCAAUAUCUACGAAAGGGGAAAAUAUAAACAUAGCGUGGUCUCCAAACGGGUCGACAAUAGCCGUAGGAAAUAAAGAGGAUUUAGUGUCGUUUAUUGAUGCUCGCACAUAUAAAGUUGUAACAGAAGAGCAAUUUAAUUUCGAAGUCAACGAAAUAUCAUGGAACAUAACAUCGGAUCUCUUCUUCUUAACAAAUGGACUGGGAUGUGUUCAUAUAUUGACCUACCCGUCGCUGGAGCAGCAGACGGUGCUGAAGGCGCACCCGGGCACGUGCAUAUGCAUAGAGCACGCGCCCGGCGGCCGCUACUUCGCCACCGGCUCGGCCGACGCGCUCGUCUCGCUGUGGGACACCAGCGAGCUCGCCUGCUUGCGCGUCUUCUCUAGGUUAGAGUGGCCGGUGCGAACUCUAUCGUUCAGUUUCGACGGAAGGCUGCUCGCUUCAGCGAGUGAGGAUCAUAUCAUUGACAUUGGUGAUACCGAGACUGGAGAAAAAGUGGCAGAAAUCCCCGUGCAAGCGGCAACAUUCACAGUUGCAUGGCAUCCCUCAAGAUAUCUAAUAGCUUACGCGUGUGAAGACAAAGAACCUCCAGAGAGAAAGAGAGACACUGGCAACCUUAAAUUGUGGGGUCUAAGCAACAACUAGUAACAAUAAAAUGAUUAAAUAAUAAUUAGUUUGGACAAGUUUUUUAUUUGUGUAAACACUGGUAAUAAAUUUCAAAUAUCAGAAUUGUUUUUUUUUCAUAUUUGUUAUUCUAAAACUUUGAGUUGUUUUGAUGUAAAUUCUGUGUCUAAUCAAAACUUUUAAUGAGAAAAUUUUUAUGUAAAAUUAUACCGAACCUAAUGUAAUAUUAUAUAGUACCGAUAUUAAAUCUGGUCUUCAUGACCAAACUGCCAAUAACGAGAUUAAAUAUAACAUUUCGCA